GAAACGACAAGCGGUAAGCGAAAGCAGAAGCGGAAGCGUUUUCAAAAUGGUGGGGUUGUUAAAGUGUGUCCGUACACCAUGAUCACUAUUAGUAGAGCUUCUUCAUUCUUUUUCCCAAUUCUCCUCCGAAACCGCAACACAGUGAAAAACCCUACAAGAAUCUAUUUUCCACCGUCCGUACAAAUGUCGUCAUCUUCUUGGGCCUGCAAGAAAUGCACCUUCCGCAAUCCCCCAUCUCAGAGAUCGACCUGCGAAAUCUGCUCGUCACCAUCAUCGCCACCACCACCGUCGCUGCAUUCCCUCUCUCCAUCUUCUUGUUCUUCUUCUUCGUCUUCUGCUUCGGCACCGAAAUGGUCGUGCAAAGCUUGCACUUUCUUGAACUCCUACAAGAACAGCAACUGCGAAGUCUGCGACACCAGGGCCCCCGUUUCGUCCCUAUCCAGCUUCGACGAUUUGAACGAUACUACUGUUCCGGAUGCCGACCUGGAUUCUUCACUGGGAUCUGUGUUUUGGCCGUUGCAGCCUUGCAAGAAGAGGAGAGUUCCAGACUCUGUGCUGAUCCAUCGGGAUUCUACCCAUUUGGGCGGGUUUCGUGGGGCUAAGGACUCUGAUAAGUCGGCGACUGUAUUCGAGAAUGCUGAUUCUGGCGUGGGUUUGAAUACGUUGAAGAUUUUGAGCUACAAUGUUUGGUUUCGAGAAGACCUAGAGCUGCACAAGAGAAUGAAAGCUCUUGGAGACAUAGUCCGAGAGCAUUCCCCUGAUAUCAUUUGCUUUCAGGAGGUUACCCCGAACAUAUAUGAUAUCUUUAGACAAUCUAGCUGGUGGAAAAUAUAUCGUUGCUCUGUUUCAAAUGAGAUGGCAGUUUCAAGACCAUACUUUUGCAUGCAGUUAAGCAAACUGCCAGUAAAAUCAUUCAGCUGUAAACCGUUUGGCAAUUCUGUAAUGGGAAGAGAACUUUGUGUUGCUGAAAUUGAAGUCCAGAAGAAGAAGUCAUUGGUUGUUGCCACAAGCCAUCUGGAGAGUCCAUGUCCUGAACCUCCAAAAUGGAACCAGAUGUACAGCAAGGAACGUGUAGAUCAGGCAAGGGAGGCUCUCAACUUUCUCAAGGAGAACCAAAAUGUGAUUUUUGCAGGUGACAUGAAUUGGGAUGACAAGUUGGAUGGACGGUUUCCUUUGCCUGACGGAUGGGUGGAUGCUUGGGUAGAGUUGAGGCCAGGGGAAAAUGGAUGGACAUAUGAUACCAAGUCUAACCUGAUGUUGUCUGGAAACCGUACAUUGCAGAAGCGACUGGAUCGUUUUGUUUGCAAUAUGCAUGAUUUUGAGAUUAGUGGAAUUGAAAUGAUUGGUAUGGAUGCAAUUCCAGGUGUAUCAUACAUUAAAGAGAAAAAAGUGAAGAAUGAGAUCAAGAAGUUGGAUCUUCCUGUUUUGCCUAGUGAUCAUUAUGGCUUGCUUUUGACAAUCUGCAGCCAGUGAAGGACUUUAUGCUUGUUCCUUGAUCAUUUUUGUGCAGUGAUGCUUGUUCCUUGAUCAUUUUGUGCAGUGCUUCCAUGCAUCUUAUUUGGUGCAGUUUUGUAUAGAUUACAAGUGAGACAAUGUAAUGUGGAAGCAUUUUUGUAUGAAACUUCCUAAAGAUAAUGUGCACUUUUCAGACUUUUCUGCUAA
Molecule: messenger RNA, 1662 nt
Organism: Ziziphus jujuba (common jujube)
Lineage: Eukaryota; Viridiplantae; Streptophyta; Magnoliopsida; Rosales; Rhamnaceae
Exons: 4
Coding region: 79-1473 (464 amino acids)
Biological process (GO): double-strand break repair
Cellular component (GO): cytoplasm; PML body
Molecular function (GO): 5'-tyrosyl-DNA phosphodiesterase activity; single-stranded DNA binding
Source: RefSeq, a predicted model, not a curated record